Molecule: messenger RNA, 2358 nt
Organism: Oryzias latipes (Japanese medaka)
Lineage: Eukaryota; Metazoa; Chordata; Actinopteri; Beloniformes; Adrianichthyidae
Product: adenosylhomocysteinase B
Biological process (GO): L-methionine cycle
Cellular component (GO): cytosol
Molecular function (GO): adenosylhomocysteinase activity
Source: RefSeq, a predicted model, not a curated record
UAAAAAGCGAGUCGUCAUGUUGUCGUUCCUCCCUCUCUGCCUUCGUCCGUCGGCCAGGCCGCAGCUUAUUUCAACCACCCCGGAACAAAACAUCAAGAACAGCCAUGUCCGAGAAACUUCCCUACAAAGUUGCCGACAUCAGCCUGGCUGAAUGGGGGCGAAAGGCCAUCGACAUCGCAGAGAAUGAGAUGCCCGGCCUUAUGAAGAUGAGGGAGCUGUACGGGCAGUCCAAGCCUCUGAAGGGCGCCAGAAUCGCCGGCUGCCUUCACAUGACCCUGCAGACCGCCGUGCUCAUCGAGACCCUCACUGCCCUCGGAGCUGAGGUUCAGUGGUCGAGCUGCAACAUUUUCUCCACUCAGGAUCACGCUGCCGCUGCCAUCGCCAAAUCUGGCAUUCCAGUUUACGCCUGGAAGGGGGAGACGGAUGAGGAGUAUUUGUGGUGCAUCGAGCAAACGCUGCACUUCAAAGACGGUCAGCCCCUCAACAUGAUCCUGGACGACGGAGGAGACCUCACUAACCUGGUCCACAAGAAGUACCCCAAACUGCUGGCAGGCAUCCGUGGAGUGUCGGAGGAGACCACCACCGGCGUCCACAACCUGUACAAGAUGCUAAAGAAGGGCGAGCUGAAGAUCCCUGCCAUCAACGUCAACGACUCCGUCACCAAGAGUAAAUUUGACAACCUGUACGGCUGCAGGGAGAGCCUGAUCGACGGCAUCAAGAGAGCCACGGAUGUGAUGAUUGCGGGUAAAGUGGCGGUGGUGGCGGGUUACGGGGACGUGGGGAAAGGGUGCGUACAGGCGCUGCGGGCGUUUGGUGCCCGUGUCAUCGUCACAGAAAUCGACCCCAUCAAUGCCCUGCAGGCUGCGAUGGAAGGUUAUGAGGUCACCACCAUGGAUGAGGCUUGUAAAGAAGGAAACCUCUUCGUCACAACCACCGGCUGUGAGGAUAUCAUCAUGGGACACCACUUUGAAAGCAUGAAGGACGACGCCAUCGUUUGUAACAUCGGACACUUUGACUGUGAGAUCGACAUGGGCUGGCUCAACAAAAACGCCGCCGAGCGCAUCAACGUUAAGCCGCAGGUCGAUCGCUAUCGUCUGAAGAACGGCCGUCACGUCAUCGUUCUGGCAGAGGGCAGGCUGGUGAACCUCGGCUGUGCCAUGGGACACCCCUCGUUCGUCAUGAGCAACUCUUUUACCAACCAGGUGCUGGCUCAGAUCGAGUUGUGGAAAAACACAGCAAAGUAUCCUCUGGGAGUUUACUUCCUCCCCAAGAAGCUGGAUGAGGAGGUUGCAGCCGCCCACCUUGAUAAACUGGGAGUGAAGCUCACCAAGCUAUCAGAGAAACAGGCCAAGUACCUGGGCCUGCCCAAAGAAGGACCCUUCAAACCGGACCAUUAUCGCUACUGAACCCCCUUCUAGUCAGAGGAAGAGGAGGAGUGGCCAGAGUGGUGCUGGUGUUUUGGUUGGUGGAAGUCUCAUUCUGGGCGUCGUGUCGGUCAUUGAAGAAUGGUUCCCCACCCCCACUCAUUAUCAAAAAAGUGCUGUAGAUGGUUUCAAUCAAUUGGACUGAAGUCUGAACCCAUUUCUGCUCUGCUGUGUUCAUGUUGGACCCGAGCCAGUGAGGAUCCAUCUUUCAGAACCAAGCCUCCAUAAAUGGUUUCAUUUAAAGGUGAUGAUUAGCUCAUGAACCCUGGGGUUCUGCAGGGGUUUUUAUUUUUAUGGGUACCGCUUCAUUUCAGCUUCACCGACUCCCACCAUUAUCCACGGCUGCCUCUCCCUCUUGGUCUGCUCUCCUCUGAAAUGUCUGCUGUGGCUGUUUGUAAAGACGGUUCUCUUGUCUUGUCAUUCCCUCUCCUUUCAUGGGAAAAUGGAAGCCCUCGCGCCCGUCUGUCCCAACUUGCUUCAAGUUUAAGACAUUUUGUCUUUGUUGAUAAUUCAUGGCGAAACCUGUGGCCUUAUUAUUCCAUGUGUUCACAUCAGCACUGCUUUCUGUUGGCACUUAAGACAUGGUGGUGGAAUUGGGUGAGAAGUGGACGUUCUCCUGUGUGUUGAACAGAUGCUGCUGCCAAAGUAACCGCUGAAGCUCCAGGUCUUCUGCCUGUUUCCAAGUCUUUCUGUGGUGAUUAUUUAAUUAGAUCUGGAGGUGUUUGCAUCGACCUUACCUCUACUUUUUUUUUUUUUUUUUUAAUUCUUCAGUAAACCAGAUUCUUCUGAAUUUUGGUUUAAAUGGAUCAAGAUUAAACAGUAUUUUUUUUUUUUUUUUUUUUUUUUUUGAACUGAAGAGUUCAGCUGCUCACGGUGUUAACUAUGUUGAAACUGUCAAAGAAACAAAAUAAAGCUGACUCGACUGUUUUAUUCA